AUGCUGGCGUCGCUUUCGCUCCAGCUCCGCCAUCUGCUCUUUGUAGAUCCGGAUUUGCUCGUCAAGGCACUUGCGGCAUCGCUGGCCCUGCUCGUACACGACCAGGGGCUGGAUUUCGUUGCACGGAGGCGAGCACUGGUGCUCUACAAAUUUGACCUGCUCGUGCACGCCGCAGUCCAUGCAGGUCUGCAUGGUGCGCACUGA
Messenger RNA from Geosmithia morbida, 204 nucleotides. RefSeq lists its product as uncharacterized. Lineage: Eukaryota; Fungi; Ascomycota; Sordariomycetes; Hypocreales; Bionectriaceae. The record is from RefSeq and is a predicted model, not a curated record. The transcript has a single exon. Bases 1 to 204 code for a protein of 67 amino acids.